Molecule: messenger RNA, 2056 nt
Organism: Mus caroli (Ryukyu mouse)
Lineage: Eukaryota; Metazoa; Chordata; Mammalia; Rodentia; Muridae
Source: RefSeq, a predicted model, not a curated record
UCGCCGCCAUCUUGGUUAUGGGCUGCGGCCCGACGCGGCCUCUCCGCCGAGGCGUGGAGACGUCACGCUAGAGGCCGCGAGCUGGCCAGACACUCCGUCUUUCCCACAACAGGUGCAUUCAUCCAUCCGCCGACGGUUGGGGAGGUCUUGCUAGCUGGUGGGCUUGGCUCUUUACCCGUUGUCCCCGAGUAGCCCUCAAGCCUGGAUGUAGGUGAGCGUGAGGAUGCUACUAGUAGGUAGAAGGAUGACAGCAGGGGCGGGGACGACCCCCCUCCCAUCACUUCCUAAGGUGAUGCACUUGCUCCUACCCCCCAAGCAGCCUCAGUCCCGGCAGCCCCCUCCCCCCGGCCUGGCCUGCCAGCUCAGGGUGAGCCCGGUCGGAUUGUCACUCGACGCCCACUAGUGGCUGAGGAGGCUCCAGUGCGCAGGCUCCGGGCACCGGAUAAAAGCGGAGCUGGCGAGUCCGGCGCCGUCUCGAUGGAGGAGCGAGAAACGCAAGAGGUCGGGGGGAGAAGCCGCAGAAAAAAUUGCAGCCAUCGUCAGCGCCGCCUCCCUGCCACCGUGUAUGGGGUAAAAGCUGCCGUUGCCGCUGCCGGUGCAGUCGCUGCCGCCGCCUCUACUUCUUAGCACCGGGGAAGGAAUCCCCGCCGCGGGACAGUGUGCUGGGCGGGGAGCGGGAGUUCGUUUGUGUGGCGGUGAUUAAACGAGGGAGGGACAGAGCUGGUUUCUCGAACCGAAAAGGGGAGGCCAAGGAAUAAAACAGGGUUCCCCACUAAAAUCACACAGCGAUUACGGAUCUGGCUUUGGGGGCCUUUCCCCGGAAUGGCGGUUUCCGUCUUCUUGGCCCGCAGCACGACCUUGGGUGCUCCGUAAGAGGAGUGGGGAGAGGCAGAGGCGGUGUCGGCAGCCAAUCGGCGUCUGGUGAUUUCUGUCGGGCGCGUAGGGAUUGGCUGACGAUGACCUCAUGCUGCAGCAGCGGGUGGGGCCAGAGUCGUCGGGGGUGGCUGUUGCAAAGGCAGAGAGUGAGAAGUGAUGACGGUGAUCGUUGUCGCCGCGUCUUCUGUGGAACCCAAGCAGUGCCGAAGGAAGUCGCAAGGCUCUUCCCCGACCAUUUGCUCCUCUCCCUGCGCGAGGUGAGGGCCCUGGCUCGGCCUCUGCGAGACUUUGGGGCGCUGGUGCGGCCGUGGAGGCGCAAUUUCUCCUGUGACUUUUGUAACUGCGUCAGGGCAAGAUGGCGCUGGGUCUCCUUGGGGCGCGGGGGGAGAGGCACGUCCACCGCCGCCGCAGCGCAUGUGACCGGCUGCAUUCCUGUGGGGUUUGGCGGGGACCCAGGCAGGGCGGGGGAGGGGACCGGGUUUGGGCGGAGGAGAUGGUGGUGCGGUCGGCGUUGGCUGCCCGAAGAGGAAGAGAUGACUGUUUGAAAGCUCUUCCCCUCCCCCACUCCCCGCAGCAGAACAGCUGCGCGGGGGGUGGGGGGGAGCCCCAGAAAGGACACUCCUUUCGGGGUGUGCCAGCCACUGGUGGAGGAGAAGGUUUGACGCCUUCUUAUCUGCCUUUCUCCUUGCAAAGUAUGCUUACGUAAGGUGGCAGUUCCCUCCUGUAAGCCAACUAGGAGGCCCUGAGUGUCACUGGUAUGGGUAACAAGGACAGGUUAGGCUCUGAAGGCACCACGGCUAGGAGUGUUGAUUAUUUCAGACAAAACAUAAAGUUUGGGGGGUCUGAAUAGAAGACUACAGCAUUCUCAGAGUUUGAAAGCAAGUGAAUAACACCCAGGAACACUUAGGUUUACUAGACAGACAGCGGUUAAGGACUGCAUCACAGUCUGAACGGAAGGGCCCUGUCAGACCUUCUCCUUAUAUUCUUUGUGUUCAUUACCCUCCCUGUCUGUACAUCCCGUGAGAGUUUAAUUAAUCUUAUUGGUGAGGGUUGCCUUUUCAAAUAUAAGUAUUCUUAGUAAUUUUAGUAUUUUGUUCUGUAUGAAACUGAAAGGUCAUUUUCUAUACUUCACGUUGCAUUUUGCCGUCCUUUUAAAAAUAAAAGAUGGAAUUACAAAUGC